AUGUCAGCCCCCCUCGAUCAAUUUGCUAGGCCAUGUUUUGAAGGGUUUGUGCAUAACGAUGAAAGGAAAGAGAGCAGAUCUGAUGCAGACAACUCAGAAGGAGAUAAGAAGACUAAAAUCGGAUCUUUCAAGAAAAAAGCAAUUAAUGCGGGGAACAAAUUCAGGCAUUCCCUGAGAAGGAGAAGCAAAAAGAAGACUGAAAGGGGGGAUUCUAUCAAGGACAUAAGGGACGUUAAAGAGCUUCAAGAUGUUGAAACAUUUCGACAAUGCUUAAUUGAUGAGGAUUUGCUGCCACAACAGCAUGAUGAUUAUCACAUGAUGUUAAGGUUCCUAAAAGCACGGAAAUUUGAAGUUGAGAAAGCUAAGAAUAUGUGGUCAGACAUGCUUAAAUGGAGGAAGGAAUUCGGGGUCGACAAAAUAGAGGAAUUUGACUACACCGAGUUGGAUGAAGUUACGAAGUAUUACCCACAAUUUUAUCAUGGGGUAGAUAAAGAGGGAAGACCUGUCUACAUAGAGUUAAUAGGAAAAGUUGAUGCAAACAAGCUAUUACAAGUGACAACUUUAGAUCGGUAUGUGAAAUACCAUGUCAAGGAGUUUGAGAGGGGUUUCCAGAUGAGAUUUCCAGCUUGCUCCAUUGCUGCAAAAAAGCAUAUAGAUUCGUCCACUACUAUUUUGGACGUGCAAGGCGUGGGUUUCAAGAACUUCUCAAAAUCUGCCAGGGAAUUAAUCACACGAUUACAGAAGAUCGACAGUGAUAACUACCCAGAGACACUGUGCCGGAUGUAUAUAAUUAAUGCUGGCCAAGGCUUCAAGAUGCUAUGGAGCACAAUAAAAUCAUUCCUUGAUCCAAAAACUGUUUCCAAGAUUCAUGUUCUUGGGAAUAAGUACCAACAUAAGUUGCUCGAAAUAAUUGACGAGUGUGAAUUGCCAGAAUUUUUUGGUGGCAAAUGCAACUGUAUUGAAGGUUGCCAAAGAUCUGACAAAGGUCCUUGGAACGAUCCCAACAUAAUAAAGAGAGUCCUCAAUGGUGAGGCAAACUACGGCAGGCAAAUUGUGACCAUAUCCAGCACCGAUGGAAAGAUAAUCAGUUAUGCUAGGCCAGGGCACCCAACUAGAAAAGGCAGUGAUGCAUCAGCCGAGUCUGGGUCUGAAGUGGAAGACGUAGCAUCUCCUACUGCAUCAAGGAACCUGAUUACACAUCCUAUUUUGAUCCCUGUUCACGAGGAGUCAAAAUUGUCAGCACAUGGAUCUGCAUUUGUUGCUCAUGCUUCUAUUGAAGAAAGCAUUCCUGUUGUGGACAAGGUUGUUGAUGAUGGAUGGGGUAGUCCCAGAGGUAGUCUACAAGCUUCUUCAGGUUCAUUGUCCUCGAGAAAUUUACAUGGCACAUUUGAAGGACUCCGAGCUCAAAUUAUCACAUGGCUGACAUUCUUGAUCAUGACCCUUUUUGCUAUGCUUUGUUUUGUCCCAAGCAAGAUGGCUAGAAGGAUCUCUAACCAAUCUAGUAAGCAUGACAACUAUUGUGUUGAGUACCCUCAAGAACAGGAGUACAAGGAGGAGUUUCGACCUCCAUCUCCGGCCCCAUCCUAUACAGAAAAGGAUGUACUUUCAUCGAUGCUGAGACGGCUCGGUGAGCUGGAGGACAAGGUGCAGGUGCUUGAAACAAAGCCGUCCGAGAUGCCAUUUGAAAAGGAAGAAUUGCUCAAUGCAGCCGUCCGCCGUGUGGAUGCAUUGGAAGCCGAGUUGAUUUCCACAAAGAAGGCCCUUUAUGAUGCUUUGAUGCGACAGGAUGAGCUACUCGCGUACAUUGACAGACAGGAGCUGAUCAAAUUUCGUAAAAAGAAGUUCUGCUUCUAA
Miscanthus lutarioriparius is the source of this 1854-nucleotide messenger RNA. Lineage: Eukaryota; Viridiplantae; Streptophyta; Magnoliopsida; Poales; Poaceae. The record is from the annotation of a GenBank genome assembly.